AUGCGGGGCCUCCUCGGGUCCUUCUGCCGGGGCUUGCCCACCCUGAGCAGCCGUACAGCCCGACGCACAGCGGGGGUGGUCGCUACCCGGUGCGGCUUGUGCGGAACUCAGUCUAGCAGCAAGCCACAGCCAAACUUUGGGCUGUUGUUUGACAUCGAUGGCGUGCUGGUGCGAGGACGGAUGCUAAUCCCCGCCGCCAAGAGGGCCUUCGAGAAGCUGGUGGACUCCCAGGGACAGUUUGUGGUGCCGGUGGUUUUUGUCACCAACGCGGGAAACUGCCUCCGACAGACGAAGGCCGACCAGCUCUCCCACAUCCUGGGAGUACCUAUCACUCAAGAUCAAGUCAUCAUGUCCCACAGUCCACUGAGGAUGUUCAAGAAGUACCAUGAGAAGUGUGUGCUGGUGUCGGGACAAGGACCAGUCCUGGAAAUAGCUAAAAAUUUGGGCUUUAACAAUGUUCUGAGUAUCGAUAUGCUGAGGGAAUCGUACCCAUUGCUGGACAUGGUGGAUCACAACAGGAGACCCAAACUGCCGUCCAGUGCUGUGCUCACCCAUCCCAAGGUUGAAGCUGUGAUUCUGUUCGGGGAGCCGGUCCGAUGGGAGACCAACCUGCAGCUGGUCAUCGACAUUCUGCUGACUAACGGUAACCUCAGCGGUGUCCACCAAACCCAAAACGGGCCUCACCUCCCCCUGCUCACCUGCAACAUGGACCUCAUGUGGAUGGCUGAGGCCAAUUCUCCACGGUUUGGCCACGGGACGUUUCUCGUGUGUCUAGAGAACAUCUACAAGAAGAUUACGGGUAAAGAGCUGAAGUACGAGGCUCUCAUGGGAAAACCCAGCGAGCUGACCUACCACUUUGCAGAGUACCUCAUCAGGAGCCAGGCCAUGGAGCGGCAAUGGAAACAUCCCAUCACGUCCCUUUAUGCUAUAGGGGAUAAUCUUAUGACUGACAUCUAUGGGGCCAAUUUGUACAACCGCUACCUGGAGGAGAGAUUGAGGAAGAACCCCAAAGCCGUCGCCAAGAUGGCAGCUGCCACGGGAUCCACCACUGCGGUGCCCCACGAUGAGGACAUUGACAACCUGUGGGAGAGCGAGCUGGCUCUGCCCUCUGCCACCUCCUGCAAGUCCGUCCUGGUCUGCACGGGGGUCUACAACCCCAACGCGGAGGUGCCCUCGGAUGCAAACAGCUGCAUCAAAGAGACGGUGUUCCAUGGGCACCGGGACUUCAGGUUCGACCCCCUGCUGGUGGAACCGGGUCACAUCGUGCAGGACGUGGCGGAAGCCGUCGACCUAAUCUUUGAGCAGGAGAAGUUUGUGCCUAAGUAGAGUUCCAGCUAAGGUGCUUUAUGUUUAUUCGAGGCCCCGUCAGAGGAGGCGUGGAGCAUUAAACUGGGAAUUUGACCAUUUAAUGCGUAAACCCAUAGGAACCUAACACUGUGGACAUUGUUAUAUCUCAUGACAGGGCACAAACGUUCAACACUGAGACAAAUGUUAGAGAAAAUCAACCUGUUAAUGUCAACUGCCCUUUUGCAUUGUUUUUGUGAAAGUGUUUUAAUUCCUGAUUUUCAUUAACGAAAGGUUAAGAACUGCC
This is a messenger RNA of Limanda limanda (common dab), 1591 nucleotides long. RefSeq names its product haloacid dehalogenase-like hydrolase domain-containing 5. The transcript is spliced from 8 exons. Bases 1 to 1326 code for a protein of 441 amino acids. Gene Ontology annotation, biological process: glycerophospholipid biosynthetic process. The record is from RefSeq and is a predicted model, not a curated record. Gene Ontology annotation, cellular component: mitochondrion. Lineage: Eukaryota; Metazoa; Chordata; Actinopteri; Pleuronectiformes; Pleuronectidae.